Messenger RNA from Pelagomonas calceolata, 1852 nucleotides. Lineage: Eukaryota; Pelagophyceae; Pelagomonadales; Pelagomonadaceae. The record is from the annotation of a GenBank genome assembly.
AGGCAUUGGAUCUAUUGCGUGUGCUGUACCGCUGCUGCAUCAGAGAUUGCAUUUUUGUGGUCAGUCGUGUGCGCAUACUGCAUCCGCGACGCACCAUCGGCUGAAACGCGAGCGGUGACGUACCUGAGCAACUACAAGCAAAGCUGAGCAGCUAUAGCCAUGCCCGCGCGGCGGCAGCUCGCAGCCGCAUGCGUCCUCGCUUUGGCGACAGCGCUCCAGGCACCUCUACGUGUACGCCAGAGUAGGGCGCUGCACGCCGCGCCCGUCGAACCGCCGCAGACGAUCGAGACGGACUGUCUGGUGGUGGGCGGCGGCAUCUCGGGCUGUACGUUAGCCCACAACCUCAAAGUGAACAAUGUAGACUGUUUACUGGCGGAACAGCGGGACUACCUGGGCGGAAACGUGAAAUCACAUACCACCGAAGACGGCUUCACGUGGGAGGAAGGGCCUAAUUCCUUCGCGACGCAGCCGUCGAUCGUAAGGAUCGCCUACGAACUCGGUAUUAGUGACGAGUUGGUUUUUGCGGAUGAGUCGCUACCGCCGUGGGUCAACCAUAACGGGAAGCUCCACCCUCUGCCAAAGGGCCAGGGCGGCAAGGGCCCCAAGGGCCAGCUCGAAUUGGUGUUUGGGCCGAACGGUGUUUUGAAAUUUGGAUUAGUUGGUGAUUUGUUGACGUGGCCCGGGAAAAUAAGGGCGGCCAUAGGUGCUUUUUUGGGCCACCCGCCGCCACCCGACGAUAAAGAGGAAACGAUCCGGGAGUGGGUCACGCGUACAUUGGGUGAAGAGGUGUUUUUGAGAUGUAUUGAUCCGUUCGUGAGCGGCGUGUACGCGGGAGAUCCCGAGACGUUAUCUAUGUCUGCGGCAUUACCAAAAAUCAAUCGUAUUGAAAGAUACUCAUACAAUAUCGAGUGGAACAAGUUCGGCGGCUUGUUCUGGGGCGGUUUGGCGCGCCAGGUCGAAUUAACCAAGGAAAGAAAAGCCGCGCCGCCGGACCCGCGGUGGCCGGAAUUCGAAUAUGGCAAUCCGGGGAGCUUCCGGAAGGGCUUAUCCACUCUACCGAACGCCAUCGCUGUCGAAUUAGGUGAUCAAGCGAAACUACAAUGGGAACUGACGUCUGUUGAAAAAUCGGCGAAGGGCUACAAGGCUACCUUUUCUACACCGGACGGUGUACGAAUAGUGGACUGUCGCUCCUUAGUGUCUACUUUACCAGCCCAUAAGUUGGGUGGCGACGUGCUGAAGAACGUCCUGCCCGCGGCUUUGCCGCUCGUCGAGGAGGUACGCGACACUAUCAAGAGGAAAGGCGUGUACUACCCGCCCGUCUGCGCCUGCACGGUCGCCUACCCCAAGUCGGCGUUCAGAGAUAUCGAGCUGGAUAAUGGGUUUGGCAACUUACGAGAUCUACCUGGGUUCGGGUCGUUGAAUCCGCGGACCGAGGGUGUCAGAACGCUAGGUACCUUGUGGUCCUCUUCACUAUUUCCCGGACGGUGCCCGGCGGACUACAACGUGCUGCUGAACUACAUCGGCGGGUCUCGAGACGUCGGGAUUGCUGAUCUGUCGGAGGAAGAAAUUGUCGCCGAGGUCGACAAGGGGUGCAGGCAGGUGCUGCUGAAUGCGGACGCGCCGCCUCCCAAGAUUUUGGGAGUGAAGCUCUGGCCGACGGCGAUCCCGCAAUACGAGCUCGGGCACCUGCCGCUCAUCGAGCAGCUCGAGAAGGCCGAAGCCGAGACGCCGGGCUUAUAUGUGAUGGGCAACUACCGCACGGGCGUGGCCUUCCCCGACUGCGUCACGUUUGGCUACGACCACGCCAAGGUCGUGAAGGAGUUUCUUGAGAAGGCGUAAGGGUUCGACUCUA